This is a messenger RNA of Eurypyga helias (sunbittern), 681 nucleotides long. RefSeq names its product sodium- and chloride-dependent transporter XTRP3-like. The record is from RefSeq and is a predicted model, not a curated record. Gene Ontology annotation, molecular function: L-proline transmembrane transporter activity. The transcript has 4 exons. The annotation marks the transcript as partial. Gene Ontology annotation, biological process: sodium ion transmembrane transport. Lineage: Eukaryota; Metazoa; Chordata; Aves; Eurypygiformes; Eurypygidae. Gene Ontology annotation, cellular component: membrane.
GCCGUCCAGGGGACGGGACUGGCGUUUAUAGUCUACUCGGAAGCCAUCAAAAACAUGGAGGUGCCCCAGCUGUACUCCAUGCUCUACUUCGUCAUGCUCCUGAUGCUGGGCAUCGGCAGCAUGCUGGGAAACACCGCCGCCAUCCUCACGCCGCUGACCGACAGCAGGGCCAUCGCCGCCCGGUUCCCCAAGGAGGUAAUCUCCGGUUUUGUGUGUUUCCUUAACUGCGUGAUCGGCCUCGUCUUCACCAUGGAGGCAGGGAAUUACUGGUUCGACAUAUUCAACGACUACGCAGCCACCCUCUCGCUGCUGCUCAUCGUGCUGGUGGAAACCAUUGCUGUGUGUUACAUCUAUGGGCUGAGAAGGUUUGAGAAAGAUCUUCACACGAUGAUCGGACACAAGCCAAACUGGUACUGGAAAACCAUGUGGGCUUUUGCCAGUCCCUUGCUAAUUAUAAGCCUGUUCGUAUUUUACAUCACCGACUACAUCCUGACGGGAACGCUGCAGUACCAAGCGUGGGAUGCCGCACAGGGGCAGCUGGUGACCAAGGACUACCCAGGCUACGCCCUGGCGGUGAUCGGGCUGCUGGUGGCGGCAUCCACCAUGUGCAUACCCCUGGGGGCACUGCUCACUUUUGUAAGGAAGAGACUGAAGAGGGAAGGCGUUUCGACCGUUGCGUGA